Molecule: messenger RNA, 1995 nt
Organism: Anoplopoma fimbria (sablefish)
Lineage: Eukaryota; Metazoa; Chordata; Actinopteri; Perciformes; Anoplopomatidae
Gene: api5
Product: apoptosis inhibitor 5
Exons: 14
Coding region: 235-1818 (527 amino acids)
Biological process (GO): negative regulation of apoptotic process
Cellular component (GO): nucleus
Molecular function (GO): RNA binding
Source: RefSeq, a predicted model, not a curated record
GCUCAACUCAUUCUUCCGUAGCAUCGUUAGCCUCUUAGCUCGCACACCGGAGAUUGCGGGAACACGGACCGUAGGAGGGGAGUUCAUUCAAAGGCUGCUCGAUAUUUAUCAUCGUCCCCUUCCAGAGGAACACACACACCCAGAUAGCACGGCGUGGUUUAUUCUUAAACGAGCAGAAACGUCCAGAGGAGCCUUCGUGUCCGGGUUUUAUCGUCUGUGAGGGGACGCACGCUGAUGGCGGUCACUAUCGAGGAUCUCUACCGGAGCUACGGGGUCCUUGCUGACGCGAAGGACAACCUCAGCCAGCACAAAGAUGCCUACCAAGUAAUCUUGGAUGGCGUGAAAGGUGGCCCGAAGGAGAAGCGCCUGGCUGCACAGUUUAUCCCCAAGUUCUUCAGCAGCUUUCCGGAACUGGCCGACUCAGCCAUUAAUGCCCAGCUUGAUCUGUGUGAAGACGAGGAUGUGUCGAUCCGACGGCAGGCCAUCAAGGAGCUUCCGCGAUUUGCAACUGGAGAGAACAUCCUCAGAGUUGCAGAUAUUCUCACCCAGCUCCUUCAGACAGAUGAUACUGCAGAGUUCAACCAAGUGACUGGAUCGCUUAUUUCUAUUUUCAAGAUAGACGCUAAGGGAACUCUCGGAGGCCUCUUCUCUCAGAUCCUGCAGGGAGAGGACAUAGUGCGGGAAAGGGCCAUCAAGUUUCUGUCAACCAAACUGAAGACCCUUACAGAGGAAGUCAUGACAAAAGAGGUGGAGGAUUACGUCUUUGCAGAGACAAAGAAGGUUCUGGAGGAUGUGACGGGAGAGGAGUUUGUGCUGUUGAUGCGUGUGGUGUCGGGCCUGCGGGUGCUGCAGUCGGUGAGUGGGCGGCAGCAGCUGGUGGAGCUGGUGGUGGAGCAGGCUUUCCUAGAGCAGGCCCUCAACCCGGCCGACCCCGACACUGUUGACCGCCUGCUGCAGUGCACACGCCAAGCCCUGCCCCUCUUCUCUAAAAAUGUCCAUUCCACACGUUUUGUAACCUACUUCUGUGAACACGUCCUGCCCAACCUCAGUGCCCUGACAAGUCCUGUGGCUGAGCUGGACAUUCAGUUGGAGGUGCUGAAGCUGCUGGCUGAGAUGAGUCCGUUCUGUGGAGACAUGGAUAAGCUGGAGCCCAACCUCAACAUGCUGUUUACCAAGCUGCUGGAGUUCAUGCCUCUGCCGCCAGAUGAAGCAGAGAACGGAGAAAACUCAGCGAGCGAGGAACCCAAACUGCAGUUCAGCUACGUGGAGUGUCUCCUCUUCGGCUUCCACCAGCUGGGGAAGAAGCUGCCGGACUUCCUCAUCGAGAAAGUGGAUGCCGAGCAGCUCAAAGACUUCAAGAUCAGGUUACAGUAUUUUGCCAGAGGUCUGCAGGUUUACAUCAGACAGCUGCGAGUAGCACUGCAAGGAAAGUCAGGAGACGCUCUGAAGACGGAUGAGAAUAAGAUCAAAGUGGUGGCCCUCAAGAUCACAAACAACAUCAACGUCCUCAUCAAGGAUCUCUUCCACAACCCUCCAUCAUUCAAGAGCACAGUCAGUCUGUCCUGGAAACCCAUCCAGAAGUCGGAGGCAGUAGCGCCCAAACGUCCGUCCGCUGACGAGAUGGGUUCUGGCGGCACAACAAAAAAACAGGUCUCUCCUCUGCCCCGGAGGGACGCGAGGCAGAUCUACAAUCCCCCCAGUGGCAAGUUCAGCGCAACCAUUGGAAACUUCACUUAUGAACAGCGCGGCGGCUUCAGGGGCGGCCGAGGACGAGGCUUCGGAGGCCGAGGCAACAGGAGCCGAGGCAGAAUCUACUGAGAAACACGCACGACCCACACAUACAGUACAUAUUGCUCAUUGAACUGCAUCACAUCAGGAUCUUUUUCCGCACCAAGACGGACUAUUUGUCACCUACUCUUCUUUUUUUUUUUUUUUUUUUUUUUUAACCGGUCUCCACGUCUUUUUCACUUUCCAACUCUCACAUCCAGGUUUUUG